Vicia villosa (hairy vetch) is the source of this 761-nucleotide messenger RNA. RefSeq names its product calmodulin-7. The transcript has 2 exons. Gene Ontology annotation, molecular function: enzyme regulator activity; calcium ion binding. NCBI's taxonomy places the organism in Eukaryota, Viridiplantae, Streptophyta, Magnoliopsida, Fabales, Fabaceae. Bases 118 to 567 code for a protein of 149 amino acids. The record is from RefSeq and is a predicted model, not a curated record.
ACGCAACCGUUUCAUUUCAUCGAAUAUUCAAUGACGCGCUCAUUCAUAACCAUCAUAGAAACUCAAAUCAAAGAAAAAGAAUCACCGAUUUUCCCUUUCUCUCUCUAAACAACAGCUAUGGCAGAUCAACUCACAGACGACCAGAUCUCUGAGUUUAAGGAAGCUUUCAGCCUAUUCGAUAAGGAUGGCGAUGGUUGCAUCACAACGAAGGAGCUUGGAACUGUUAUGCGAUCAUUGGGACAAAACCCAACUGAGGCAGAGCUUCAAGACAUGAUCAAUGAAGUAGAUGCUGACGGGAAUGGUACCAUUGACUUCCCUGAGUUUCUCAACCUCAUGGCAAGGAAGAUGAAGGACACCGACUCUGAGGAGGAGCUGAAAGAGGCAUUUCGGGUUUUCGACAAGGAUCAGAAUGGAUUCAUCUCUGCUGCUGAGCUUCGCCAUGUGAUGACCAACCUUGGUGAGAAGCUCACUGAUGAAGAAGUCGAUGAGAUGAUUCGAGAGGCUGAUGUUGAUGGUGAUGGCCAAAUAAACUACGAGGAAUUCGUUAAGGUGAUGAUGGCCAAGUGAUUGAUCUCUCUCACUUCAUUUCUAUUACUUGUAUAACAGUGCUUUGUAGUAGUCGUUGUCGUUUCUUACAUUUUUAAUUCAUGGUUAAAUGUUAAUUAGUGGUAAGUGUUGCUACUCAUGAUUGCUGUCGAAUGGUGUCUUAAUAGCUUUUCUUGUAAUUCUGUUCCUUAAAAAAAGUUGUAAUGUUGAUUUCA